AUGGUCAGAUGUUUCUCGGAUUUGGUCGCAUCCGGCACUAUGUGCCUUCUCAAACAAUGGCUGCCCUGUGCUGCACACCGUUUGCACUUGACGGUGUGUAAUGGUUUGGCCCUAUAUAAAACGAGGCGCACUGAGAAGGCUGGCAUCUAUGGACAUAAAACGGUAGAGGACGGUCUAGCACAAGCGGAAGAAGUUCUGAAGGAAAUGGAUGCAAAGGAUCCCACCGAGGGCGACAAUUCCACUAAUGUCAACACUGAUGCGCUUCUGAUGGAGGCAGAGGAGGACAUUGAACAGGACGAGCCUGAUUGGGGGCUUGAAGGAGAUGAUGAAGCAUUCCGUGAUGGCAUCGAGACUGCUGGGCGGGUAACUCGCACCCAAGCAAGCGCUAAGCGCUCGGUUGACCGUGUUCGAACAUUGAUCUCACUGCUGCGAAAAUCUACCACUGCUCGUGACAUCAUGAAUGAUGUGAGGGAAAAGUUCCCCCCCGCUAGCAAAGGAGGGACGGCUUACUGCGGGGACACGGUCACCCGCUGGAAUAGCACUUUCGCUAUGAUCAAGCAGAUCCUUGAUUACAAGCUCCAAUACGAAGAGUUUCAGCGUGCGGUGAAAUCGACAUUGCCUCCGAACUCACCAGUCUAUAAGGUAGUCGAGAACUGUCGGCUCAGUCACACUGAUUAUCGCGUCCUCCAAGCCGUGUACGAUGCCCUCAUGCCAUUUAAAUUAUGUACUGACUGGUUGAGCGGGUCGAAGUAUCCUACCUUACCUAACCUUCUCAUCGCUAUCGGCGCCAUUAGGCGAAAACUUGAACGCGAUGAACCAGAGGUUCGCACG
Perkinsus marinus ATCC 50983 is the source of this 831-nucleotide messenger RNA. RefSeq lists its product as hypothetical. The transcript has a single exon. The record is from RefSeq and is a predicted model, not a curated record. Lineage: Eukaryota; Perkinsozoa; Perkinsida; Perkinsidae. The annotation marks the transcript as partial.